Molecule: messenger RNA, 2205 nt
Organism: Spea bombifrons (plains spadefoot toad)
Lineage: Eukaryota; Metazoa; Chordata; Amphibia; Anura; Pelobatidae
Gene: CCDC149
Product: coiled-coil domain containing 149
Exons: 12
Coding region: 101-1816 (571 amino acids)
Source: RefSeq, a predicted model, not a curated record
CAGGCUGACGGAUCGACAGCCUAUGGCUGACCGCAUUCCCAUAUAUUGGCAAGGGUACCCGGCACGGACACACAGUCUCUCUAACAAGGUCUCAUAAACCAUGCAAAGUGAUCGGAGCGAGAGUGACUGGCAGGGACUCGUCAGCGAGUUUCUGGUUUGUAAGAGGAAGCUUGAAAGCAAGAAGGAAGCUUUGUUAAUCCUGUCUAAAGAACUGGACACAUGUCAGCAGGAGCGAGACCAGUACAAACUGAUGGCCAACCAGCUGCGGGAGAGGCACCAGUCCUUGAAGAAAAAGUACCGGGAGCUAAUCGAUGGGGAUCCAUCGCUUCCACCGGAAAAGAGGAAGCAGGCAAAUCUGGCACAGCUUCUUGCUGAUUCUAGAGAAAAAAGCAAAAAACUGGAGUUAGAAAUAAAGGAAUUGCAGCUGAGGCUGGUAGAAGUUGAAGGAGACAAUAAGCUACUAAGAAUGACUAUUGCCAAGCAGAGACUUGGGGAUGAUGAGGUUGGAAUCCGUCACUUUGCCCCCCAUGAGCGAGAAGAUCUUGUUUUACAGCUGGAAAAAGCACGAGAACAGAUUGAGACUCUUGAGCAUGAACUGCAGUCCGCUCUAGAUGAACUGCAAGACGUGAAGCAGGAACGCUCUUUUUACCAGGAUAAAGCGGAAAGACUGAACCAGGAGCUUAACCAUGUUCUAGGCGGUGAUGAGAAACGCAUCAUAGACAUUGAUGCCUUGUGCAUGGAGAACAGGUACCUUCAAGAAAGAUUAAAACAGCUUCAGGAAGAAGUUAAUCUGCAGAAAAGUAAUAUUGUCAAAUACAAGAAUGCUCUGGAGAGGCGGAAGAACUCCAAGUCUAACAUCAAAUCAAACAGCAGUGCGCUGACCGGAGUGCUGUCUGCAAAACAAGUUCAGGAGUUACUGUCGGAGGAGCAUGGAUGCAGCCUGCCAGCAACUCCGCAGUCUAUUACGGAUCUGAAAUCCCUGGCUACCGCCUUGUUAGACACCAUCCACGAGAAAAAUAUGGUCAUUCAGCACCAGCGCCAGACCAACAAAAUUCUAGGCAACCGAGUGGCUGAAUUAGAAAAGAAACUUAGAACACUUGAGGUUUCUGGCUUAUGGAGUCUCCCAGGAGGAAAGGACACAAUCUCAUUACAUGAUCCCGCGCCUCCGUCCACACAGAGGCCAAAAUCCCCAAUGCUGGCAUUUACUGGUGUACCUUGUCAUAAACCAUUAAUCUAUGAAGCUCACAGGCAGCCCAGCAUUGAAAUAUGUUCCACAGCUUUGGAAAUGACAGCCAAGAAUGAAACCACCCAACAGUUAGAAAGCUCUCAAGGUCCCCUUGGCAAUGCUUAUGAAAAUGUGUAUCUCCAUCCCCUAAUUCCACUGUUGGGUUCAGACAAAGAACAUCAUGGAAAGCAAAUUGUUGAACUAGCAGAAGAGCUGUCCGCGGUGGAAUUGGAAGAAGACCCUUUACAAAGCCUUGCUGAGACCCACAACGUAGCCACCUGCUACACUCCCCAGAGCAGUUUCGAUUCACCCUUGUGUAGUCCAGUGCUUACUGAUACAAUGAAAAUGGAGACGUUCCCUGGAGCUGAAACCACCCCCAAUGAACUUGCAAAAGCCAGCGAAGGACUGUUAGAAAGUUGUGAUGGACUGUCUGAAAUUAACGGGCAACUUGUAGAAACAAGUGGCCAAGACCAGCAUGAAGAGACUCAAGAUGGCAGAAGAAUAAGUUAUGAGAAGAUUGACAGCGACUCGCUAGACACGAGUUCAAGUAACCUUAACAAGAGCGAACAUUUUGUCGAUAGCGAGUCUUGACUAUUUUGCCAGUUCCAAAAUAGACCCAAAGAGUUUGUGUGUAUAUAUGUGUAUAUAAUAUCAUAGAUCACAACCUAUUGUUAGUCAAAUCAUUCCCCUCCCCUCUGUUAUUGUCCUCUUAUGUUUACUUGUCCUGCUUGUCUGGCUCCAGAGAAUGUAUUACUCAAGCCUUUGCUUUUAUGCCAUAGUUUUUCAAAGCUAUGAAGUCACAUGUAGAAUUUUGUGAAGUGAUAGAAGCAGAGCUAAGUGCAUUAGAUAAGUCCUACCAUGCUGUGACAAAAACAUUUGAAACUACUCAUCAUAAAAGAAGUGGCAACCUCUAUGUGAGUCUUUAUAGAAUAUAUUAGCAUCAGUUGAUCUUUUUGCACCUUUUGGAACAUGACACUCUU